AUGGCAUACAGCAGGCAAGCUAAGGACUUUGUAGCCAUUUCUGGUUUACAUCCAAACACAACACAUCCGGUGAGUCACGUGAUAUGAUUCAAUUGUUACAGUAGCGUAACUUGUGGGUGGAUACACCGUCAUGAUGAUUCAACCAGUUUUGAUAUCUUGAAGUGAAAUAAACUGUCAAGUCUACAACAAUCAUUUUGAAUCAUGACUGUUGUAUUUAUUAGGCUAAAUUGGUUUGAAAUAUCUAUUCUGUUUUUCAGAGAGUGGCCGGAGUCAUCAUUGGAAAAACUGAUGUCAAAAGCUUUCCAGACAGGAAAAGUUGUGGAUUGAAUUUCAUUAUAUUUCCCCCCAUCAUUUAAUACUGUUGCAUACUGGCAUCAAAUAGUCUACAUACAAACGCCCAAGUAUUAAUGAAGUAUCACUGGUAUCAAAUACAGCCUCUUGCCUCUGUCCUCCCCAAACAUAGACUUAUCCCCAAGGCUACACUGUAAAUUUAUGUCAUACAUUUUUCAAAACACAAAGCCCAUUGGUUAAAACUGCAUAAGAGUGCAUUUUUGGCCUCUGUGAUUGGUGCAUUGACACACACCCUCGAUAAACCUCAUGUCCCAGUAGUCACAGAUGAAAGGAGAAACCUUAUAAUAAAUUAUCUUUGGUAUGUAGCCUACACUGGAGCCUACUGUGCUCAAGUUAAUGUCUUGCUCACUAGAACCCUCUUCUGGCAGGUUUCUGAACUGAACUCUCUGUCGUUUCAGGUAUUGGUUUUGACAGAUUCACUUUCGGCUUCACAAUCAAGGACUCGCCAGACUAUUUUAUUAAUGUAUCCUCGUGGGGCAACGAUGGAUACAUCAAUGGGCUCUCUAACAGCUUCAGCAUCGGAGACUGUGGUAAGAUUAUGCAUUCAAUUCAAUUAUAUGAAGAUAUAAAAUAAUACAUCAUGUAGAAACAAUGUGUCUGUCUUUUUCAUAAUUACACUAAUUUAUCUGUAUUUUACCCACGUUCAGUUAUUAUAGAAAAUCCUUUAGUUGCUACCAAAGAUCCUGAGAAAGAGGACAGAUUCUGCCCCUCAACUCCCAGGUACGGUAUAGUAAGUGGUUAGUUCUCUUUUAAACAUGACUAUACUCUAGUAAUACAAGUAACAAAACCAAUUUCUCUGUCUCAGCUUCUACAGGUUGCUGGUGAGUGAAGCUCACUCCCAGCUAUCAAUAUGCUCUGACAUAGAGAUGAUGAACAGGCUGCUGCCUCUACUCCACCUGCCUGUGAAGGACUCCAGGGACUUCUACUCUCUGGGAGACAUCGUGGCCAACGGACAGAGCCUGGACGGGAUCGUCAUUAACAUACUCGCCGCCGUUCGGUCGGUAAGAUCUGAGAGUGCAUAGAGUAAAGUAGGUCUUGAGGAGGGUAGUAUCUGGGACACUAGUGUGACUUUGGACUAUCAUUGUGUAGUUGUAUCUAUUGAUAUAGGAGCCACAAACUAGACUCUAUCGUCACAUGUCCAGUGGCAUAAGUACCAUAUGUAUUGGAAAAGCUAAAAGCGUUUCCAUAACACUAUUCCUGCCCUCCAGAUUGCAGAGCCAAAGUUUUUCACCACGGCGGACGGACGCAAAGGGCAGAGGCUGGAAGUGAAGCUCUUUGAUGAUUCUGUCACAUCUUUUCCCUUAGUAUGGUAGGAACUGUACCACUGUACCCCACGUCUUCAAUAUCCCCAUCCUCUCCCCUGAGUAAACAUAACCUCUGUAUCACACAGCUGGGACAAAGAGGCCAUUCAGCUAGUUCAGACUCUGAUACCAAGAGAAACAGGUUGGUAUACAGUGGGCUCUUAUUCUUUGUGAAAUGGAAAUGUGAGAUUUUGUGUUUGUUUUUAAAUGUCGUUGACUGAAUAAGACUUUUCUCUGUACUUUAAGUGCUCUUCAUCUCAGACGCCAGGAUUGGUUUUGACAGCUUCCGGAACUGCAUGACAGCUACAGUCAAUUCUAAAACCAUAAUCACCGUCAACCCGGGUAAGGAUAUCACUUUAUUUGGAUUGAUCAUAUCUGUUUACAACACAUGCUCCUUUUCUGCAUUGAGAAACAGUAGACAAUUGUUUUUCUAAGAUAAUAUUUUAAUUUUCACAUUAUUAAUACAGUACCUAAUACUGUAAUUAAUGUGAUUCUGUUUUGAGAUACAUAAGAUACGAAGGAAGCCAGCCUUCUGUUCAGCUAUGUCAAAGAGGUCUCUGAGUCUGGUGUGUUGGAUGAGGAUGACAAGCCUGGAGAUGUGCCUGGUAGGUAACAACUAUGACUGUAUAGUAUUAUCAUACAGUUGAGACUUUGCAAUCAUGAGUUAGGCCAGAGAGGAAGAGGCGAAGCGAGAGGGUUUACUCCACCCAAAAUCUGUUCACGAAAAUAAGACCAUGAAGUGAGGAAUGUUUAUAAGUCAAUGAAAGAAUUUCACAUUUUUUAAACAAAAAAUGUAAUUGCUAAUUUGCUACAUGAGGUUUAUUUGAUCUAAUAGAAGUUUGGCAAUGGUUAGGUUGGUACGAAUGCACACUGAUAUAAGUGGAUGCACGUGGCAUUUCGUCAACUUCUGAAAAAAACUACUUUAAAUCGGAAUGUUGCCUGUUGUUCACACGCGUAUCUGCCCUCUCAUUGGCUAGAAUGGUCCCACCUGAUCUCGCUUCCUCCCGCCUGCCUUCCAUCUUUGAGGACAUGUACAGUGCAUUCUGAAAGUAUUCAGACCCCUUGACUUUUUCCACAUUUUUUGCGUUACAGCCUUAUUCUAAAAUGGAUUACAUUUUUUAAAAUCCUUAUGAAUCCACACACAAUACCCUGUAAUGACGAAGCCAAAACAAAAAAAAUUUGCACAUGUAUAAAAAAACAAAAACAGAAAUACCUUUAUUUACAUAAGUAUUCAGACCCUUUGCUGUGAGACUUGAAAUUGAGCUCAGGUGCAUCCUGUUUCCAUUCAUCAUCCUUGAGAUGUUUCUAUAACUUGAUCGGAGUCCACCUGUGGUAAAUUCAAUUGAUUGGACAUGAUUUGGAAAGGCACACACCUGUCUAUAUAAUGUUCCACAGCUGACAGUGCAUAUCAGAGCAUAAACCAAGCCAUGAGGUCGAAGGAAUUGUCCGUACAGCUCCGAGACAGGAUUCUGUUGAGGCACAGAUCUGGGGAAGGGUACCCAAAAAUGUCUGCAGCAUUGAAGGUCCCCAAGAACACAGUGGCCUCCAUCAUUCUUAAAUGGAAGAAGUUCGGAACCACCAAGACUCAUCCUAGAGCUGGCUGCCCGGCCAAACUGAGCAAUCGGGGGAGAAGGGCCUUGGUCAGGGAGGUGACCAAGAACCCGAUGGUCACUCUGACAUUGCUCCAGAGUUCCUCUGUGGAGAUGGGAGAACCUUCCAGAAGGACAACCAUCUCUGCAGCACUCUAGCAAUCAGGCCUUUAUGGUAGAGUGGCCAGAUGGAAGCCACUGCUCAGUAAAAGGCACAUGACAGCCCGCUUGGAGUUUGCCAAAAGGCACCUAAAGGACUCUCAGACCAUGAGAAACAAGAUUCUCUGGUCUGAUGAAACCAAGAUUGAACUCUUUGGCCUGAAUGCCAAGCGUCACGUCUGGAGGAAACCUGGCACCAUCCCUACGGUGAAGCAUGGUGGUGACAGCAUCAUGCUGUGGGGAUGUUUUUCAGCGGCAGGGACUGGGAGACUAUUCAGGAUCGAGGGAAAGAUGAACGUAGCAAAGUACAGAGAGAUCGUUGAUGAAAACCUGCUCAAGAACUCAGACUGGGGCAAAGGUUCACCUUCCAACAGGACAACGACCCUAAGCACACAGCUAAGACAACGCAGGAGGGGCUUCGGGACAAGUCUCUGAAUGUCCUUGAGUGGCCCAGCCAGAGGCCGGUCUUGAACCCGAUCGAACAUCUCUGGAAAGACCUGAAAAUAGCUGUGCAAUGACGAUCCCCAUCCAACCUGACAAAGCUUGAGAGGAUCUGCAGAGAAGAAUGGGAGAAACUCCCCAAAUACAGGUGUGCCAAGCUUGUAGCGUCAUACCCAAGAAGAGCAUCCUGUCGGGCUGUAUCACCGCCUGGUACGGCAACUGCACCGCCCGCAACCGCAGGGCUCUCCAGAGGGUGGUGCGGUCUGCUGAACGCAUUACCGGGGGCAAACUACCUGCCCUCCAAGACACCUACAGCACCCGAUGUCACAGGAAGGCCAAAAAGAUCAUCAAGGACAUCAACCACCCGAGCCCCAGAAGGCGAGGUCAGGACAGGUGCAUCAAAGCUUGGACCGAGAGAAUGAUAAACAGCUUCUAUCUCAAGGCCAUCAGACUGUUAAAUAGCCAUCACUAGCACAUUAGAGCCUGCUGCUGCCUAUUGAAAUCACUGGCCACUUUAAGAAAUGGAACACUAGUCACUUUAAUAAUGUUUACAUAUCUUGCACUACUCAUCUCAUAUGUAUAUACUGCAUUCUAUUCUAUAAUAUUCUACUGUAUCUUAGUCCAUGCCGCUCUGUCAUUGCUUGUCCAUAUAUGUAUAUAUUCUUAAAUUCCAUUCCUUACUAGACUACUGAAUUAAGUAUAUAUUGUGAAAUUGUUAGAUAUUACUUGUUAGAUAUUACUGCACUGUCGGAGGUAGAAGCACAAGCAUUUCGCUACACCCGCAAUAACAUCUGCUAAACACGUGUAUGUGACAAAUAAAAUUUGAUUUGAUUUGAUUUUGACUCUAGGCUGUAAUCGCUGCCAAAGGUGCUUCAACAAAGUACUGAGUAAAGGGUUUGAAUACUAAUAUUUCUAAAAAACUAUUUUUGCUUUGUCAUUAUGGGGUAUUGUGUGUAGAUUGAUGAUUGAAAAAAUCAAUUUAAUCAAUUUUAGAAUAAGGCUGUAACGUAACAAGAUGUGGAAAAAGUCAAGGGGUCUGAAUGCUUUCCAAAUGCACUGUAUUUCCGUUGUUAGAGCAGUAGGGUUGCAAAAUUCCAAGAACGUCCAAUAAAUUCCCUGGUUUCCCCGAAAUCCUGGUUGGAUGAUACCUGGAUAUCAGGAGGAAAUAAGCUGGAGAUCCGGUACCCUCCAACCAGGAUUUUUGGAAAACCAGGGAAUUUAUUGAAAGUUCCCUGAAUUUUGCAACCCUAUAGAGCGGUCACUCUCUAUCACUGUUCUCCUCUCUCCAGUGGAUUCUAUCAGUGAUGUGUACACAGUGAGCCAGCUCAAACUCAAAGCCCAGGAGAACCCAGAGGUGUUCUGUGGAAUCACCUACAGCUUCGUCUCCAAACUGGAUCUAGACGCCUCUGUCUCCAAAGUCAUCAGAAGCAGGUGGUAAGUUUUUACAGUGGAUACACGUCGACACAUGAUUAUUGAAUUCAUCUGUAUUUCUCAGCAAAUCCCACAUUUUCUGACUACACAUUUCAUCUCAUUGAAACUUAACUACACUAGCACCAUUUCUUUUUCCUGAUUUACAUAUUGGUGCUGGUCUCCUCCCUGCUCAGUUCCAAAUGCAGGUACCAGGUGAACGAGGAGAUUCAGAGCUGCUCCAACACAGCCUGCCCUGGGGGAGACCAGCCUCUGACUGUGACCACAGGGUUUGAUCUUCUGGUAGAUGUGACAGACCACACAGGAACCCUGCAGUCCUGCUCCCUGAACGGCACUGUCGCAGAGAAGACUCUGGGCUGCAAUGUGAGUGGAAAUAUAGUAUAUUAUAAGUGGGCUUAUCCUGGAUUUGUGCAACUGCCCUAAUAUGUGACCAUGGUUGACAGCUUCAAAUAAUGAUGCCUGCCCUCUUUUGUUGCAGCCUGAGGAGUUUGUGAGUUUAACAGAGGAUGAGCGAACGGCGAUGAAAUGGAAGAUGCUCUUAGAAAGAUGCAAAGUAUAUAUCAAGGUAUAUAAAAUCCAUAUGUCGUUGGUACUGACUAGCUUUAAAAAGUUUUGAAUGAACCAGUCAGUGGCAGCCUUGUCAAGUAUUCUUCUCAGAAUUGUGAGCUGAGGAACUUAAAAAAUGUCCUAUCCCAUUCUACUGUAUCUUUCAGAUCACUCCCUCUCCCAAAACCAGAAGUGGAAUGAGAGGCAAUGUCCUGCAGUGUUCCCUCGCUGAUCCAGGAGAAGUGAAGCAGAACAUGUCUGCCCUGCAGUAG
This is a messenger RNA of Coregonus sp. 'balchen', 6087 nucleotides long. The record is from the annotation of a GenBank genome assembly. NCBI's taxonomy places the organism in Eukaryota, Metazoa, Chordata, Actinopteri, Salmoniformes, Salmonidae.